AUGAACAAGGGUGUGGCCUACGUCAACGGCUUCAAUCUGGGCCGAUACUGGCUGCGACGAGGGGAGUGCAAGGGCGCGUGCGCGCCGCCCGUCAAGCAUGGCCACUGCUACAUGCGCUGGAAGGCAUGCGGGCGGCCCACGCAGACUCUGUACCACGUGCCGACCGAGGUGCUCGCGCCCGUGCGUAACCUCGUAGUCCUCUUUGAAGAGACGGUGGGCACGGCAACACCGCGAGACCUCGCGGGCGUGUCCCUCGUGGCACUGCACGAACAUCCUGCAACCGACUGA
Emiliania huxleyi CCMP1516 is the source of this 288-nucleotide messenger RNA. RefSeq lists its product as hypothetical. Lineage: Eukaryota; Haptophyta; Isochrysidales; Noelaerhabdaceae. The transcript has 2 exons. Gene Ontology annotation, molecular function: beta-galactosidase activity. Bases 1 to 288 code for a protein of 95 amino acids. Gene Ontology annotation, biological process: carbohydrate metabolic process. Gene Ontology annotation, cellular component: cell wall; vacuole. The record is from RefSeq and is a predicted model, not a curated record.